This is a messenger RNA of Leptopilina heterotoma, 3531 nucleotides long. It is a transcript of the gene Capr, whose product is annotated as caprin homolog. Gene Ontology annotation, molecular function: RNA binding. The transcript is spliced from 5 exons. NCBI's taxonomy places the organism in Eukaryota, Metazoa, Arthropoda, Insecta, Hymenoptera, Figitidae. The record is from RefSeq and is a predicted model, not a curated record. Bases 47 to 2020 code for a protein of 657 amino acids. Gene Ontology annotation, cellular component: cytoplasm.
UCAUUGUGUUUUCCAGUAUCCAGUUCGCAUUUGUUGCCCGUGAAGGAUGCCUUCUGCCAACCCUAAACUAGAGAAACAGGCCUCUACGGAGGCCGUUGAUCCAAUUCGCCAAGCGGUUAUUGUUAUCGAGCACAAGAUCCGGAAUCUCGAGAAACGCAAGGGGAAACUAGAAUCCUAUAAGGAUCUGCAGAAAGGCGGCGGGGAGCUAAAUGCAGAUCAAAAAACGGCAGUGGCUAAGUAUGAUGAGGUCAUACAGACGCUGGACAUUACUCGGGAUUUACACAAAUCAGUUCAAGGAAUCGCCAAUGACGCCGUUAAGCAACAAAAGAAGCUUGCGCGCAAGGAGGCCCUUGAAAGAAUACAACAGGAUAUUGGAAAGGUUCGAGAAGUUUUACUCAUUCAGGACACGUUGAUGAAAAUGGGCACAGAUAGUGUGCGUGAGGACUUUCUUGCUGGCAAGAACGGAGCUAUCAAAUUGACGGACGACGAUUUAACGGCAUUAGACAGUUUAUUCAACGAAGUGACGAUCAGCAACAAGAGGGAUAACAGUAGUUCAACUACAAUUGGUCAACAAACGCAAAAAGUUGCCGAACAUUUCGUGGCAAUUGUUGAAGGCAAACAGCGAGACUUUGAAAAAGUUGGAAUCUCCUAUCUUAAACUUAAAGAAAUUAUUGCAUCGAUUACACAAUGCGGUUACUUCGAUCAGGUUCAAGAUAACGAAACGACUGAAGCUGUGAAAACGGAAGAAGAGACGGAAGUUCAGGCUGAUGAGGAACCGGUUCAGAAACAAAACAGCGAGGAAUUUAAUUCUAACGAAAGGCACAUUCCACCGGCCGACUCUGCAAUGCCAAUUACUAAUUUCGUUCAAAUAACGCCUCAUCCUGUUGUCUCUGUCGCUGCUCCAGUGUCAGGUCAAGUGCCAGUUCUCGGACAACAAAUUCCACCGCAAACGAACGCUACGAUGGAUUCAUCGUAUUAUUCGAACGCUGGUAAUUUCGUCCCUCCACAACAGCAGCAGCAACAACAACAACAGCAGCAGCAAUCGCAGCAACAGUUGCAAGCGCCGAGAAUUAAUGAUGUUAUUGGUACGCCGAAUUUCUUUUUCCUUCAGGAGUCCGAAUUGGAUUCUCCAGACGUUACGCCGCAACCACCAACUCCGCUUAUUCCUGUCAACGCUCCCAUUCCCACUCAAACAUUUACCAAUCAAAACUUCUCUUCAACUCCCGUUGUACCGCAACCAGUUCUUUAUCAACAUCCCGCUCAACCACCAGACAUGUCACACAUUCCAGGAUUUGCCAAUCCAAAUCCCCCACCUCCAAUUCCCAUGCCACCCUCUCAUCAGCAACCAAAUAUGCAAUACAGUCCUCAACAUCCGACAGGCUUUCAACAGCCACAGGGACUCUCGCAAAUCAACCAGACGCAAUCUCAAGUUUACGAUCAGCAUCAACAGGACAAUCAAGAUCAAGCGGUCGAUGAGAAGGAUCAGAAUCACGGAGAGCCAACGUCCAGGGAUGGUGAACUUAAUCAACAAAGUGAAACUGUUGAUUGGGGACAAAUGUCGGAAGGUGCUGGUGACUGGUGUCAGCCGGAUCAGUCUCAAGACUCUUCGCAGGAUCAGCAGCAAUCAUCGCAGCAGAACUGGGGAGAUCAACAACGAAGUGGCUACAGAGGCAGAGGUGGCAGACGUGGUAACACAAAUGGAUACGCUGGUAGAAACAGGGGAGGAGGAGGCGGCUAUCAACAAAAUGGACGCAGCAGUACCGGAAGUGGUCAAGGUUCGUACUACCGAAAUGAAAACAGUAGCUAUCAGCAAAACGGUUAUGGUCAACGGAAUUCAAACUGGAGCAGCGAAGGUAGCGGCGGUUAUAACAGUGGAUUCAAGAGAGGAUCUGGCGGCGCUCGAGGUGGAAAUCGUGGUGAACGUGGUGGCAUGGACCGAGGUGGUCGAGGUGGACAAUUCCGCGGUGGUAAUCAACGAGGCACUAGUAAUCGUGGUAGUUAUUCGAACCGUAGCAAGUAACAAUAAAAUUUCAUCAUUCAACAUAUUCAACAUCCUACUUUUGAAAAGUCAAAGUCAUUAAGCUGUGUGUUUGUAUAAGAGAAACGAGAAAAACAAACGUCAAACUAGGAAAACAAUUUUAAAACCAACACAAAAACGAAAAUAAUAUAACGCCUUAAUGAAUAAUGUAAAGUAACUUUUAUUAAUUGUGAUAUGACUAAAAGAGAGUAUUCUCUGUAAAAUGAUAAAGUGUUAAACACGUCUAAUCAUACUUUACAUGAGUUUUGAUCAAAUUCGUUUGGAUAAUUGUCAAGUCAUUGAAAAGAAAAAUCGUAUUUUGAUAAUUCAAUUGACAAGUCAUUUAAAAACGUGCAACUUACGGCUUUGAGCAUUUUCAUUGCUAGGUCAUUGAAAUGAAAAUAUUAGCGUUUGAAUUUUUGAAAAUAAUGUUACUCUCAGUAUAAAAAAAAAGACGACGACGAAGAACGACAACGUUUAAAAAAACAAAAAGUGUACCAGAUCGGCUAAAUGCAGAAAUGUCAAUACACCACGCAAGUAUUACUGUGUUGUGACAGAAGGCAGUUUUCACAGGGCAACAAUAGCUGAUCGACAAAGAUUAGAAAAAAAAAUAAUUUUAUUAUAAAAAAAUACAAAAAAAAAAGAUAAUGAACAUAUGAAUUUAAGCGCAUUUCAAACAAACACACAGAAAUGUAUUUAAUAAAUGUUAAGAUGAUCGUUGAGAGUUGGCGAUCAGCACCGGCCUCUCUUCGUCUUGCGACGCAUUGUUCUAGAGAAUUUUUUCUAAAAAAAAAAAAAUAAAUAAAUCUUAACAGAAACGAGAUUGUAGAGCAAUGCUUGUUUUCCUCAUGGUCUGCGACUACUUUAACUUUAGUAUUCAUGGUCUCAAUGUAAUUUUUUUUUCUUAAAUUGAGACGCAUUGUGGUAUUCACGAAUCGACGACCAUGCACGUAGAAUUUUGUAAUUUAAUAACUAGUUGAGUUUCUUUAUUUUCUUUCUCUUUUAUAUAUAUAUUUAUAUAUAUAUAUUGUUUUUAUUUAGAAAAAGUAUCGCUCCCCUCCUGUGACUGUUUAAACCGCGGUAUUCUGAAAUUCUUUAGAAUUAUGAGCAAUGUUGACAAAACGAUGAGAUUUUUUAUGAGUGCUUUAUUGAAAAAUCAUGUACGCGAAGAAAAUUUUUACAAUCUUACCUGAUUUUUCAUUGAAAGCAGGAAAAUGUGAAGUUACAAGAAAGAAGAUUAUUUUUAAAAAAAUGCAAAGAAAAAGCGAGAAUGCAAAGUUUUAGCAUGUAAGUCGAUUCGAAUUACUUUUUUUUUCGUUUCACCAGUGUCAUUUGAAGAAACAAAAAAAAUUACGCCGCCAAAAAUAUUUCACGCUCAUUACCAAACGAACUAUCGAAACUACUCAACGUAUUUCGUUUGUACAUUUGUGUUUAAUCACCAUUUGCUUCAGUUAUGUUCGAUUAUUCUAUGACUAUUAUGUAUCUUCCAAAUAAAGAUCCAAUUCAACAUUAAA